ACAAACGGGGAAGUGUGAAUACAGAGAUGGGAUGUGAAAAGUUGAACCUGUUCCAUUAAUGAUUAUAUGUACGACAUGGUUUAAUAUUAGGACUUACUGACUGAUAUGAACAAUAUGCCAGAAAUUUCAAGGCAGCCAGCUUGCGACUGGGCAUCACGGAUUCAAAUACAUGGUACAUUGUUCAAGAAACCGUUCGGCCAUCAAUCUAACAAGUGGUCGAAAAGAUUUUUCCUAGUCAAAGAUGGCUUCCUCAUGUACUAUGCAGACAAUGAGAAGAAGGAGUUCACAAAGCGGACAUACUUCAACAUCCACCCAAAGGGUAUCGUGCCACUAGGAGAGUGCGAGUUCAAGACUGUCAACGAUGCUGUCCAUCCUUUCUGUAUUCAGAUAUCCAGUGCUGAGAUCAACGGUCAACUGGUGCUGGCGCUGGAGAGUGACUAUGAGAGGAGCAAGUGGAUGGAGCUGAUGGAACAAUCCCGCAGAGUGACAUGGAAGAACCACACCCUCGGGGAGGAGAUGAUUCGCCAGCUGGAGAACCAGGGGCUGCAGAUGGCAAGGGAGAAACAAGACUACUUUGAUCGCCUUCAGAGUGAAGUGUGUGCUUUGUCAGAAGAGCGAGAAAGAGCAGAGGAGUUGGAGAGAAUCAACCAGGAACUGGAGAAGGAGAGGCAGAAACUGGAGAAGUUCACUCAGGAUAUCAGGGAGGAGUAUGAAAAGAUCCGAGAUGAGCUGGAGGAGACUGUGGACACGAUGCGGAUGUUGGACGAUGACCGCCAGCAGCUCUCCGAGACACUCAAAACACAGUAUGACCAGCUACAGGGACUUGCCAUGGAAAAGGAAAGAGUGGAAAGCGAGAUGAAGCACAAGGAACAAGUGGCCUCCAAGGAGAAGAAUGACCUCUCACAGGCCACCACAGAGCUCAGCUCCAAACUGAAGGAGAUCGAGAUGAAGACUGAUUCAUUACUGAAGGAAAAGGCAGAGGCUGAAUCUAGGUUAAAAGAAAAUGAAGAAAAAGCCUCACAGUUGGAGGAAGAGAAGCAGAACUUCAGUGAACAUGCACAGGAGCUGCAGUCUACAAUAAAGGACCUUGUCACACAGAAAGAGAUUACAGAGAAAGAACUCAGGGAGGAGAUCAGGGCGCGGCUGUCCGCGGAGACAAAGCUGCAGGAGGCUGAGCGGUCACUGAAGAUCCUGGAGCGUGCCGUCGCAGACAAGACCAACAACAUCGAGGAUGACGUCAAGGAGGAGAUGACUUUCAAUGUCCAGAAACUCAAACAAUUCUUUGAGGAUCUGGCAGCAGAAGCUAAACUGUCAGCAGAUCAGCCAAUCAUUAUGAAGAAUGCAGUGUGUGCCAGGAAAACAAUGGCUAGACGAGCCAAAACAAUGAAAUUUACAAAUCGAAAAAGAUCUAGCAGUCUCGACGCGCCGAAAGGGAAUCGCCCAUUAACAAUGUGCCUUAAGCCUGAGGGCGGUGUCAAACCCAGCAUUGGCAUCAAACGAUCCGUAACUUCCGUUGACAGAUCCGCCAGGGACCGCUUAUUCAGUGACCAAGAACCAAAAAGUCCUGACUCUGUUUUAUAUGAAGAUCACCUAUGAUGAAGAACACCUAUAAUAUUCACUAACGCCUAGAUGUUUACAGCAUUAAAAUCUGUCCGAUGUUAGGCCACACUUUUUUUAUUUUAUGUUUCACGAAUUUAUUCCUUCUCUCUCACACAAGGUCGGUCAAAAUCAAAAUCAAAAUAGAUUUCAAUUAUUUAUUUUAUGAAAAUCAUUCUGCUGUUGAGUUGCAGCUGGCUUCUUGAAUCACGGAUAGUGAUGUAGACAUGGAAUUUAUGUAUAACAUUUAUAUUGUAUAAAAGGGUCUAUAUUAGUAGCAGGAGACAUAAGAAAAAUAUAUAUUUGUAUGUUUAAUUGAUUUCUUAGACCGGCUGCUUUUCAGUAGGGGCAGCAGGCCGUGAAACGAAAAAUAAAAAAUGUGUGGCCUAAAGGAAAUAUGUCUUGAGUGUUUCCAAAGAUAGACUUGUCUCCCUUUCAGCGCUGUGCAUGGUGUUGAUGCUUGUAUGUUAUUGGUGCUGAUAUAGGAUUAGGCUGAACUGUAGGGUAUGUUGUGUAAGAUGAAUAGGUUAUGGUAAUGAAUGAUACUGCUGUAUCCACUCUCCGAGUUCACUUCUCGUGAUUCUAACAGCUUUCAGUUAUGUUUGCUUGUAAGUACUGUUAACCUGAAAAUUACAUAACUUACUGAAUCUAUAUUUAAAUAUGUAUAACUGUUAUUUGACUGACUGAUGUAAGGUGCAAAAUAUUAUGGACAUAUUUCCUGUCAUACUUGUGAGUCAGGAAUAAAAAUUAUACAAGUUAAGAACAACUGGGGUCUUGGACUCUCAUCCUUGUGCUGGCUGCCCUGGUGUAGCAUCAUAACCCUCAUGACAGAUCAAGACUCACACACGUCAAAUGUCUGUCCGAUUUGAGAACAUGAAGAGGUAUGGCUUGGGCAAUGGUAGUUCAUGGAUGGCUCGCUCAUCCUUGUGCUGGCUACCCUGGUGUAGCAUCAUACCCUGAUGACAGAUCAAGACUCCCCCCACAUGUCAAUGCCCCAGGUGAGGAAGAUAUGGAGCAGUGGUUGGAUCAGGUGAGCACAGUACUUCACAUGUUAUCCUGCGUCCUGCUGCUCCGUCAGCAUCACACCUUGACAGUACCAGGUGUAGUCAGGUGUGAUCAUUUGCUGUGAUUUUUCUAAUAAUAUCUAACCCCAGUUCAGUUUACUUAUCUUGGAUAUUUAUUGUGUUAACCAUGAAUGAUGGCUGUUGUAAGCUUGAUGACCUCGUGUAUAAAGCAAACGAACAACUCAUAACACUCAUGUAUAGGUACUUAACUGGACUCGUCCUGCUCCUAUGAUGUAUUAUGGUACACCUUUUUGAGACAUAGGUUGUUAAAUAAUCACUAGUGUUGUUAAAUGUGAAUAGCAAGGGUGCCAUGAGGAUACUGAUGGGGGUAUACUGCUUACCAUAAAACUACUUAAUUUAAAACUAUCGGAAGAUGCAUCAAAUUUUUGCUGUACAGGAGUAACAUAAAAUAUCCAUAAGAAUUACUUUGCAUCAAUUUGACUAUACGAAUGUACUUACCAAAUAUCAUACAUUUUAAGACACCAUUCAAAUUAAACUAAAUAUGAUUGGGAAAACUGAUCCGAGACAUUUUUGUUGACAAAGCCGAAAAAAUAAUGACUAAACACCCAAAUUAUACUGAUUAUUGCCUUGUGUCGACCCCAUCAGGACCCUCUAGCAUGCUAACAAGUAUAUUGUUAUGUUCAGUACAGGAUCAAGUGUCCACAAGUGAGGCUUUAUGUUGCUAACAGCUUGCCUUGAUUGGCAUCAGAAAUACAUAUCAGAUACUCAGUGUUCAAGCACAAGAACACGUAUCAUAGGGCGUGAAUCGAACAUGUGCACAGCUCUUUCCAUAACCUGUGUAUGCAGUCAUGUCCGUGCAACAUGCAUUGCUCAUUACUUGUGUAUUGUCUUUAUAUUGUCCAAAGUGCAAUCACAACUGUGCCAUAUGUGCAAGUCAUAUUUCAGCCAUACAGAAAGUACCUGUAUAUGUUAUACAUGUUCCACCAGUCACCUGUGCAAGUUGGUUGGUUGGUUUGUUGUUUAACGCCGCACUCAGCAAUAUUUCAGCUCUAUGAAGGCGUUCUGUAAAUAAUCGAGUCUGGACCAGACAAUCCAGUGAUUAAUAUCAUGGGCAUCGAUCCACGCAAUUGGGAUCGAUGACAUGCAUCAACCAAGUCAUCGAGCCUGACCACCCGAUCCCGUUAGUGUGUGAAGACGUUCCCCACCAGGGAGUUGGCUCACUGCUCCACGACAGUGCUGGUCCGGCUAACUGCAGGUGGGUGGUUGGGUAGCCUCGUGGGUGAAGCGUUCGCUUGUCACGCCAAUAGUCCUGGUUCUAUCUCCACAGGGGUAAAAUGUGUGGAGCCAUUUCUGGUGUCCCCUGUCUUAAUAUUAGUAAAAUCGGUGUAAAAUCCUACUCACUCACUAUCUGUAGGCAGAUUAUGUGUUAAGAGACCCUCUCUCAGACUAUGACUAUGGACGAUUCGGUUCAACUUUUCAUCCAUUUAGAACUUGUUGAAACCCUGAGAUAAUCAAGGUUAGUUCUAAAUAAUGUAGUUCACUCGUCACGCUGAAGACCCGGGUUCGAUUCCCGACAUGGGUACAAUGUGUGAAGCCCAUUUCUGGUGUUCCCCGCCAUGAUAUUGAUGGAAUAUCGGCGUAAGACCAUACUCACUCACUCACCCCCCAAAUUAUGUAAUAGACACAUGAACAUACAAUAAGAAGAUACACCUAAAAUACAUCUGAAACUUGAGCCUGGGAACAGUUUAAGAUUGUAAUAUUACUUGAUAUACUAUAUAUUAUGCUGUGUGUUGAUGCCAUGAUGCAGUGUGACGCUUUAAUGUAGCUGCUGUGAUGUGGAUGAAUGUUUGUUUGUAUACACUGUACUGUCAGUCAAUCUUCCAGAUAAACUGUCUACCUGGGGAUCACAUGGUUAAACAGUUUCCCUGGGAGAAUAUUCAUACCAGCUUUUUCUGUCCCGUCACAUAAGGCCUACAUUUAGAAAACGCUUUGAGAACCUUCAGAAUUUGGGAAUGGUUAAAAGUAAGAAAAUGUUCUGUCUGAACAAUCGUCAUGAUAUGGCUGAAAUACUGCCGAUGUGAUGUUAAAUCUUAACUCACUCACUCACUCUGUCUGGACUUGGUAAGUUCUUUAUGUUCACAUCAAAUUUGCAAUUAAACAAUAACUUGUAAAAUAUUGUUUGGUUGUCUAACUAUCCUUUUUCGUUGUCUCACUCCAUCCAUCAGAGGCAUGGAAGAAACGAUUUUUGCAUGCCCGUGACAAAACUGUUAAAUUGUCAGCUUUGUGAAGUGGUAUCUAUAUUGGUAUCCAUAUUGAUGUCCAGACAGUUGCUGUAAAUAGUCCUGAUCAUCCAUGAUGACCGCUAUGUAGAUAUGUAAGUAGACCUCAAGGCUAGUCCUGAUCAUGUAGUGAAGAUGAAGAUGGGGAGGCUUCAGUUUAUCAUUCCUUCUGCCACAGGUUGAUAAUUAAUUAAGAAUGUAAUUAAAUUGAUUUGUUUAUAUAUAUGUCUAGCUGUAAAAAAUUAAGUCAUGGGAUGUUUUUGCCUUUGUAUUGAGACAGGAUAUUUCAGAAUUAUUUAGAGUUAUGUUGAGGUAAUCGGUUGUGAAGUACAAUCAGGGAGGUGUGAUGAUGUAGGAAUACAGUGUUUGGGUUUGAUUUUCAGUUUGUAUGAUCCAAUGUUCUGUUUGGUUCUGAUUGUAAACCGCUGUUCCAGAAUCAGGUUUGUUAUGAUCAUCCAUAUAAUCACAAGAUGAUCAACAUGGGGAGAUUUUCAAGGAAAAUAUCAGGAAAAGUCAGGACAUAUCAUUAGUCAAACUGAGACUGGUGAAGUAUUUUAACCUCUCUGCGAGCCUUCAUUGUGAAUAUGACAGAAAUAUAGUAUGGAGAUGACUAAUUUUCAAAGUUUACAAAGUACAUCAAAUAUGUCUGCCUUGGCUGUUUUCCUGUGGUUAGUGUAUGUUAUGUACCUGCUUUGUUGACCUGGGCCCACUUGCACAAAGCGAUCUUAGCGCUAAGAUGCUCGUAACUCCCAUACUUUAACAUAGGCUUACAAUAGUUGUAGCGCUAAGAUCGCUUUGUGCACGUGGGCCCUGGACAUGGAAGUAUCAGUUUCCACAACAACAGAAGGAAUUUAUCAGAAUUCGAAGGUUUACAAAGAUUCCAGACACAAUCUUGUUUUCAUUUAGCCACAAUACUUUCCACACUGCUUGCACACAUAUAUCAAACAAAAUUGACAAACAAUUGUAAUUUUCCUCAUAUUUACAUCAAUUUACUUGGGUAGGUGGGGAAAAAAUAAUAGAAUUUUUCUAUUUCAAUCAAAAUGUUGAAUUCUUUGGCUUCUGAGCAGUGUUAGUUGAGUCUGUUGUGGCAGUUUAUCAUAUUUAAAAACAGUUGUUUUGUGGUAAACACUUUAAUUUCAUUUUGUGAUUUUGUGGAAUAAUGGAAAGUGUAUACUUUCCAUAUUCUAGGCUUGGUGCAAUCUGUAAGCUAGUUUGUUUAUUUUAAAAGCCUCGUAUGUCGAUAUAUAGAUACCGGGAUCAUCACACCUGCUCCUGGUUUACUCUGUACAUUUGUGUAUCAUGUUCUUCCACAGUUGUCUUCUUCCCAGACUUAACGACGUGUUAUGCAUAGGAUAUCUGUAUAGUAAUAUAUUUUAGAGCAAACUUUAGUUGAUUUGUUCUAUCUAGCAUCAUUCCUUUAUUCAACAAUGUUUUACUUUUCAGAAAUACUUUCAGCAUUAUUUUGUUUGCACUAUUCUUGUAUUACCAUAUACAAAUUAUUAUAUUUGUAUAAACUUUGUUCUCAUUUUUCCAUUAGGUGUGUGGGACUUUUUGUAAGAAAGUCUUUGUCAUUUUAUUAAAAAAUAAUUUGUCAUCAGUAAUGUUUUAUAAUCACUCGAAACAUUGCACUCCAAAUCUCCAGUUCAAGUAUCUGUAUGUAAAUAUUGAUCUUCACAUCUUUAGCUUUAGUUUCUACUUAAGAAUUUGUUAUGGGAAAUUGUCUGUGCACCAAACCUUACAACAUUUCGUUUUAUUUUAUUUUUUUCUUCACGACAUUUUGACCUAUCUGGAAUAAGAGAAAUCUUUCAAUGUGUAUAAAGAUCUAUGUAAAUAUUUCAUAUUUUUUAAAUAUUUGAUGAACAAGAUAGGGACAUGAGGAACCAUUCUAUAUUUUGUCUUAUUGCUGAUAUGAGUAUUUCUGAAAUCUUUGAUACAUGUAAUUUUAAAGGGCAAAUCGGGUAGCACAGUAGUUGCUGUGGCUGCACAUCAUGCCUAGAACAUGAGUUUGAUUCCCAUAUGGUUACAUUGUGUCGAGUACAUUAAGUGUGUCUCUGACAUUUGCCAACUGUAGUAUGAUAGGAAAACAUCAAAGGUACAAUUAAAAUAGGCUAUCUAACCAUUUGUCAAACUUAAAACACUUUUGAAUACAUCAAAAAUUAGGUUAUGAAAUUAAUUCCAAUUCGUAUGAAACGACACAGUUAGGAAAAAAAUGAUGAUAAAAUUUAUCAUCAGUCAUUUUCCUAACUAUGUUGUUAUUUUGUGGUUACUUUGAGAUAAGGGACAGGAUAUAGAUUUGGGGUAUGUAGCAUGAAGUUUCCACAGGCUUUUGUGGGGUGGUUGGGUAGCCUAGUGGUUAAAGCGUUCACUCAUCACGCCAAAGACCCAGGUUCGAUUCCCAACAUGGGUACAAUGUGUGAAGCCCAUUCCUGGUGUCCCCCGCCGUGAUAUUGCUGGAAUAUUGCUAAAAGCGGCGUAAAACCAUGCUCACUCACUCACAGGCUUUUGUCUAUCACUAAAAUGUUAAUAGUUAACAUUUGUCUACCUAAGACAAAUAUUCAUCACUGGGCCAUUUAGAGUUUUUUUUAACCACCUAUAUCUGUUCAAGGGGCCAGUCUUUCUACACACUAUUGACAAAAUUUAGAUGAAACACUGAAACCUCAAAUUUUGAAAUGUCUUUAUAAAAUAUGUAUGAAACAAAUAAUUGAUGUGUUUGGACUCUUGCUAUGUAAUAUGACUGAAACCUCAAAUUUUGAAAUGUCUUUAUAAAAUAUGUAUGAAACAAAUAAUUGAUGUGUUUUGACUCUUGCUAUGUAAUAUGACUGGAAGGGUAUAGGCCUACAUAGUUUUCUGUUCAGGGGAACUGUUCAAAGUUUCUAUGCACAUCUGCGGUAUAAUGGGUCAUUCAUCAGAAUUAUCUAUCAAGACAUAAGAUACUUGUAUGCUAUUUUUACACAUACACAAUGUCUUUCAAGUUGUUGUCACAUAUCAUUAGGUUUAGACUGCAAGGUCAAGAAAGAGAACUCUAAUUUUCUGAUCUGUAGUUAUCUCCCUUGAAUAGCUUGUAGACACUUUGAAGAUGAUCCCAGCUUGGAGUAUCUCAGAUUGUACAAAUAUCCUAACUGUGCCACAGCCUGUUUCAAUUUGUGAUUUGCUCUCCAUGGUGCCACAUUGAUGCAAGAAAGUUUGUUUUGAGUUACCAGUUGUCCAGUGUCCAUCCCACCUACCGGUAAUACUCUUACAAUAUUUUCAAAUAUCACAGUUGAAUUUCUGCAUGUAAAUAUUUCAAUAGUUUAAAAUAGAACUUGAAAUACCACUGCUGUAUCAGUGUUAGAGAGCUCCUUGACCAUGGUAGACGAGAGGACGUCUCAUAAAGAAUUCCCAUAAACAGGUAGCCAGUGUAAGAUUUGCAGGGAGGCUCAAUGUCUACCAUUGUCUUUAUUAAAAUAUACAUCAUUACAUGGAGAUUUGUUUAACAAGCUGAAAGUUACUCAGGCAGUUCAAGGAAGAUUUUAUUUAAUGCAAAAUAUAUAUAUAUGACUGAUGUAUAUCUGAUGUGAAAUUGUAUAUUCACUUGUGGACUUUGUGAAAAAUGUUAUUUUCAUCUUUAUUACAUGUACUUAUAGAAAUUGAGCAUUGCCAUUUCUAAACCCUUUUUGCCUAAAGGAGCAUCCACUUGAUUAGUAUAGGGGAGGGGGUGGGUAUGGGUAUUUUCCACAAUUCAUUUUUUUCGCCACUGCCAACAAACUAUUCAUUUUGGGCAUAUUUCUGAACAAACUAUUUGUUAAAUAAGCUCCUCUCUCUCUCUCUCUCUCUCCCCCCCCCCAAGUUCAAAUAGACUCUCCCAUUAGAAAUUUCUAUUUUUUACUGUUAGGGACAGAAUUGGGGAUGAUAUGUUUCAUGAAUGCCUGUUUGAAUUGCUUGGAUGUACAGAGAUGCUGGGGAUAUGACUAGUUAACUGCUUGAUACAUUCAGCUGCAGUAGGAAUCCCAAGUUGUGGAAGCUAGUCCAAUGCAAAAGAAUUGACCUGAAAUAUUACUUUGAUAGUUGAAUGCAUACAGUUAUAUAACAGUGUGUACACAUUUUUCAACUACUAACCCGCAUGGGUACAAUGUGUGAAGCUUGUUUCUGGUGUCCCCUGCCGUGACAUUGCUGGAAUAUUGCUAAAAGCGGCAUAAAACCAUACUCACUCACUCACUCACUAUUUGACUGGAGGUUAUUGAUUGUUUUUAGUGCACAUUUCAGAUUUGAAUUGAUAUAGCAAAAUAUAUUCCUAGUUUCUUUUCUUUUUAUAAAUAAUUGAGUUGGGACUUCUAUGAAAUAUGACAAUAUCCCCUUCUUCCAACAUGGUCCAUUUGUUUGUGUUUCUUCAAGAAGCUGACUUGGUUCUCCGAAAAGCUUAUUAAUUUAGUGAAACAAUUCUUGUGAGAAGCCACACGAUGUGGAACAUAGUGUAAGAUCAGGUUUGAUAAUGUUUUGAUAGAAAGUGAGAUACUCUUGAGAGACGACUGGAAAUUCUGAGUAGCCAAAUUUGAGAUUAUUCACUUUGCCAAUCUGUUAUAUUUUUAUUCCAGACCAUUGUUAAUUGGAUGAAACAUUGUACAUUGUUGUGCAGGUAUUGCAUAUUCCUCAACCACAUUAUUGUUAAACUGUUUUAGAUCAUGCAAGAACAUUAAAGAGGUGUUGUUUUUGUCAA
This is a messenger RNA of Haliotis rufescens (red abalone), 9593 nucleotides long. Its product is annotated as pleckstrin homology domain-containing family D member 1-like. The transcript has 15 exons. Bases 106 to 1596 code for a protein of 496 amino acids. The record is from RefSeq and is a predicted model, not a curated record. NCBI's taxonomy places the organism in Eukaryota, Metazoa, Mollusca, Gastropoda, Lepetellida, Haliotidae.